GACAGAGGAUGAGGAGUAAGUGAAGCGAAGACACGCUCAGCGGACAACUGCUUUUCUCUUUUAAGCUGAAGGAGCUGAAUGAGCUUUGCUGCAGCCAUGCUCAGUCUACCGCGCCCCCUUCUGGUCACCUGCGUGUAUCUCCUGCUGCUGCCGGGCGGUCAGGGCAGGAUCCACGGCUACACCAACGGCUUUCACUACCAGGACAUCAGCAACGGGAAUGGACACGGAGAGAUCUAUUUUAAUGGGAUUCGUCUCCACGUGGAAUCCCCUCAGUCUUCAGUGUCAGCCACUAGGGGGAGCACUGUCACCCUUCCGUGUCACUACCACUAUGAGCCUGAACUGACUACACCACGCAAGACCCGUGUCAAAUGGUCCUGGUUGCCUGCCAACACCAUGACUCCACAAGUCUCUGCUGAAGCCUUCCUCAAGGAGACUGAGGUUAUGGUUGCCAUGGGAAGCCGCCACCGCAGCUACGGCAGCUUCCGUGGCCGCGUGCGCCUGCGACGCUCAGCGCCAGGGGACAUGUCUCUAGUAAUCAAUGAGCUCCAGGUCAACGACACAGGAAGAUAUCGCUGUGAAGUGAUUGAUGGCCUGGAGGAUGACAGUGUGACGGUGGAUCUGGAGCUACGGGGUGUGGUGUUUCCUUACUACUCUCAGAAAGGACGCUACCAUUAUAACUUCUUCAGGGCCCAAAAAGAAUGCCAGGAUCAGGAUGCUACUUUGGCUACAUUUGAGCAGCUCUUUACAGCAUGGGAGGAUGGGCUAGACUGGUGUAAUGCUGGCUGGUUGGCUGAUGGCACAGUGCAGUAUCCAAUCACAAUCCCACGUGAUGGUUGUGGGGGCAAGAACUUGGCUCCUGGUCUACGCAGCUAUGGACAACGAGACCGUGUCCUUCACCGAUAUGAUGCUUUCUGCUUCGCUGCGUCUGUUAAGGGGACAGUUUACUUCUUAGAGAACACAACCAAGCUCAACUUCACUGAAGCGAUCCAGGCUUGUGCCAGUGAUAGAAGCCAGAUUGCCAAAGUGGGCCAGCUGUAUGCUGCAUGGAAGCUGAUGGGAUUGGACCACUGCGAUGCAGGCUGGUUGGCUGAUGGAAGUGUCCGUUAUCCUAUCACAAAGACCCGGGCUAACUGUGGUCCAUCACAACCAGGUGUGCGUAGUUUUGGGUUCCCCCCUCAGUACCUGAAAUUUGGUGUCUACUGUUAUCGGUAGAUGCUCUGUUUUAUCGCGGGACAAAUUAAACCAUACUAAUAGUGAAGCAGGUUAAAGCUCUGCUUGAGAGGUUAGCAUUAGAUAUAGCCUGGAUGCAAAUUAGCAGUUAGCCAGUUUAUUCCUCUCUGAGCUAUUUUAAAGUGAUGGAAUUUGGUUUAUCUCUCUCCAUCUCAAAUAGACCAAUGACACAAUUGACCAUGAAGCAACUGUUAAACUAACUGUGGACAUCAGUCUUGCCGACAUGUCAUUGUUAAACAUGUAAAUCCAAAAUCAUGGGUGUUAUUUUGUUGCUGCAAGAGCAUUCACUCUUUGUUCCAUCACUCUUUUUCCAUCACAACUGUCAUUAUCCAUUUGACAGUUGUUCCCGUUUAGUACACAACAGAGGGUGAUAUGUCUGUGGUCACAGCUGGGUUUCCAGUUUAUCUCAGAGGUGUUAGUUGGGGUUAU
Pelmatolapia mariae (spotted tilapia) is the source of this 1659-nucleotide messenger RNA. It is a transcript of the gene hapln3, whose product is annotated as hyaluronan and proteoglycan link protein 3. The record is from RefSeq and is a predicted model, not a curated record. Gene Ontology annotation, molecular function: hyaluronic acid binding. Gene Ontology annotation, biological process: cell adhesion; glial cell differentiation; central nervous system development. Lineage: Eukaryota; Metazoa; Chordata; Actinopteri; Cichliformes; Cichlidae. Gene Ontology annotation, cellular component: synapse; perineuronal net. The transcript has 5 exons. Bases 79 to 1212 code for a protein of 377 amino acids.